Sparassis crispa is the source of this 714-nucleotide messenger RNA. RefSeq lists its product as hypothetical. Bases 1 to 714 code for a protein of 237 amino acids. The transcript has 3 exons. The record is from RefSeq and is a predicted model, not a curated record. Lineage: Eukaryota; Fungi; Basidiomycota; Agaricomycetes; Polyporales; Sparassidaceae.
AUGUUCUCUGAGCACCAUGGAUGGGUACAGACGGGGAAUCUGAAGGCGGAUGUGCGACGCAGCUUCUCUUGCCCUGUGGCAGGAUGCAACUACCAGGCCGAAAUACACCGUUACUUGAUCGAUGAUCACCUGAGGGAGACACACGGUGAGCCGGCCAUCCAGUGCCCAUACAUAUUCAUGUCCGGUUCCACCUCGGCACAGUGCACAUACACUACGAUCUAUUAUACGUCAUUCAGAGGUCACCUGCGCUGGAAGCACGGCCAAUGCCUCGGGGACUAUGGUGGCAUGCGGGAGAUACUGGAGGCGCAACGGCGCCUGCAUGCACCCGAGCCAGCCCAUCCUGCUGGCGCAAAUCCGACGUUUACAUUAUCCACGACCGAGUGCAGUCGCAGCACGUGGGCAGAACCCAGGACGGGAACGGCUGACGCGAAGCCCAGUUGGCCUGCACUGGCGCCACAGAUCAACAAUAUGCUGUAUGCCCGGCCUGACAUCUCGGUUGACGCGUCGGUUAAAAUUGAGGACACGGCAUCCUCCACGAUACCGAUGUGGGGUGCCUUGGAGGGCGCUGCUCAUAGACAGCCCGUGCAUGCGAGUGGGCGUGCAAGCGGUGAGCUGCCAGUGCGAGGGAAUCCCGCCCUAGAAGGUUCCUAUACUCUGGAUUUGCCCGACAGGUGCGCUCAGGGAUCAGCGGCUGGCUGUAAUGGCAGCCUUUGA